CUUCCGAACAUCGAACAAAUUGAGGAUUGUUUAUUACUAUCUUCUUUGUGUGCGCGCUCCGUGUGUAUACACAGAUGUCAUACCAAAACUCCCAAAUAUUUCAACGGUUUGUUUAUUUCUUGGCAAAUAAGUAAACCUUCACUAUUGGGAAAGUAGCAGCUAAGCCUUUUGACAAUGAAUAAAUGCACAAUUUGCCACAGGAUUUCACCCGAUUUAACGCCAAUAGCCAUAAGCUGGGUCCCAGAACAUCAGCUCUGUGCGCGCUGUCUGUUUGAUUUACUAGCCCGAGAAUACGGAAGUGAUCUGUCCAGUAGUAGUGAUCUAGACAGUGAUUGCAGUGCAAGGGAUUCUAUUUCCGCGACAGCGCUAGACGACGGGAACGGUUUUCCUGACUUGGAACGGACUGAGAUAAAUAUUGAACCCGAAAUUUUGAUAGAAAACCAAUUAAGUGAUGUUGAUAAUGACCGGACAAACGAGUGCGGUAUAGAGUUGAGCAGUAAAGACAUGAGAAGGGGAAAGACAGCGUCCAGAGUGAAUCUCAAGCUGCAAUGUACAUUCUGCAAUGAAAAGGUGGCCAAUAGAAGAUCGCUAGCAAGACAUAUGCGAAAGUUGCAUCCAGAGGAGAAAAUCAACCGAUGCCAUAUUUGUCACCUUUUCUUCAAAGGAGUUGAAUCUUUGGAAAAACAUAUCCGGGACGACCACAAUGGGUUUGCGCACAUGUGUACCAUCUGCAUGGAAGGAUUUGGAGAAGGGGAAAAAGAUGAACAUGAAAAGAGCUGCUUGGGGCGAUUAAUGUUCACUUGUUCCUUUUGUGAGGAACGUUAUACGAGUAAAGCAGUUAUAUGGAAGCAUCUUGAUAGUCAUGAAACUAAUGAGACUGAUAAAGAUUCUUCAUACAAAGAAAUGAGAAGUUUUCAAAAGAUAUAUUGCUGUGCAUUGUGCGAUGAUGGACGAGGCUAUGAGGAAAAUCCCUAUUGGAACCACAUUCAUCACAAGCAUGAUGGUCGACAUCUUCGAUGCUCAGAUUGUGGGAAAACGUUUCGUACGCGAAAACACAUGGUUGUCCACACAGGUGUCCAGUGUAAAGUUGGUCUAAAAGCUCGAGAGAAAGCUGCCCGGCUGCACCAACAAAUCGAAUCAUUCUGUCAAUUUUGUUCCAAAUCUUUUCGUAAUAGAACCUUGCUUCAGAAUCACGUCGCAAAAAUUCACAAGGCCAAACCGAUUGUGUGUGACGUUUGCGGAUUGAGUCUCGCAAACAGAAACCAAAUGCGGUAUCACAAGACCAAAGCCCACACAGAACCAACUGAGCAGUGUCCCCACUGUCCAAAGAUCUUCCAUCUUAUCACCGAUCUCCGACAACAUCUCACCACUCACGAAACCAUUGGUAAGUUUAUUUGCGAAGAAUGUGGUCAGUUAUUCAAACGAAAGGUCGGAUUGGAUCUUCAUAUCAAGUCACACCAGAAGGUUUCAGGACAAGCGAAUAAACGUUCGACUCUGCGUGGAUCGGGUAAUUUUGUGUGUGAAAUUUGCGAUAAGCGAUUCAAGCAUAACUAUUUGCUUGUGAGUCACAUGAAAAUCCACGAUCCAAAUAGAGUUUUAAUCAAAAAAUAUGACUGCAAAGAGUGCGACAAAAAAUUCGCUACGAGCGCUGGGCUUUAUUAUCACAUGAAGGGUAAAUAUGUGCACCAGAGGAUGUCUUGUCCUGUGUGUAAUGCACUUGUUAAGGGUAAAGCUCGAUUUCAGGAGCAUCUGGCAAUACACUCGGAGCAGAAUAUUUAA
Toxorhynchites rutilus septentrionalis is the source of this 1779-nucleotide messenger RNA. RefSeq names its product PR domain zinc finger protein 5-like. The transcript is spliced from 6 exons. Gene Ontology annotation, biological process: regulation of transcription by RNA polymerase II. Gene Ontology annotation, molecular function: DNA-binding transcription factor activity, RNA polymerase II-specific; sequence-specific DNA binding. The record is from RefSeq and is a predicted model, not a curated record. Gene Ontology annotation, cellular component: nucleus. The coding region runs from base 175 to 1779 and encodes 534 amino acids. Lineage: Eukaryota; Metazoa; Arthropoda; Insecta; Diptera; Culicidae.